AUGCGAUCCCAGGCCGGCGACACCACUUUCACUGGUAAUGCAAGAACAGCUUUUGGGCCCGAAUGCGAGUCGGGUAAAAAGAAGUCGGAUGGUUUUCGUAUCCCGUUGUCCCCUGAUUUUGGUGUGGUUGUGCGGUCGCUUCCCGCACCGGGCCGGACCGCACAACCACGGCGGAUUCAAUUUGGUUCUCCCCAACGAGGAUUAACACCGGACACCGCGAGAAGGUAUGAAUCCAUUGUCCCAACAGCCUGGCUAGGACUGCUGCCCAGUGCGGAGGCUGCUGUUGAUCCCACGCGACGGCAAAGGCGGUGA
This is a messenger RNA of Penicillium verhagenii, 312 nucleotides long. RefSeq lists its product as uncharacterized. Lineage: Eukaryota; Fungi; Ascomycota; Eurotiomycetes; Eurotiales; Aspergillaceae. The record is from RefSeq and is a predicted model, not a curated record. The transcript has 2 exons. The coding region runs from base 1 to 312 and encodes 103 amino acids.